CCCAUGAGGUGGCCGUCGGAGGCGCGUUGACGCUCGGGAGGAUGACAUUUGGCUGAAACGCGCGUGGACGCCAAACACAGAAUCGUCUCAAUCGUUUUUUUUGUUUGUUUUUUUUUCCUCGCCAAGUAGCUGCACCAAGAUCCGACCGCCGCCGAACGAUAGGCUCUCGGUUGUCAGACUCGGUUCGGGGAGAUGGCCGCGAUCGCCAGCUCCCUGAUCCGGCAGAAACGCCAGGCGAGGGAGUCGAACAGCGACCGGGUCUCUACUUCGAAACGUCGACCCAGCCCCAGCAAAGACCCCCGCUCGAUCUGCGAGAGGCAUUUCUUGGGGGUCUUCAGCAAAGUCCGUUUCUGCAGCGGCAAGAAGAGACCCGUUCGGCGGCGACCAGAUGCACCCUCGAAACCUCCACAGGUGUCCCAUAAGGGCUGCAGGCUAGAGCCGCAGCUGAAAGGCAUCGUGACCCGACUGUUCAGCCAGCAGGGCUUCUACCUGCAGAUGCAGCCGGAUGGAACCAUCGACGGCAGCAAGGACGAGAACAGCGACAACACCCUGUUUAAUCUUAUUCCUGUGGGUCUGAGAGUGGUGGCCAUCCAGGGAGUGAAGAGUGGCUUCUACAUUGCCAUGAAUGGAGAGGGCAUGCUCUACAGAUCGGAGAUGUUCACACCUGAGUGCAAGUUCAAGGAGUCUGUUUUCGAGAACUACUAUGUGAUCUACUCGUCCACUGUGUACCGUCAGCAGGAGUCGGGCCGGGCCUGGUUCCUCGGCCUCACCAAGGAGGGACAAGUCAUGAAAGGAAACCGGGUCAAGAAAACCAAGCCCUCGUCACACUUUGUGCCGAGGCCCAUUGAAGUGUGUAUGUACAGGGAGCCGUCAAUGCAUGAGAUAGAGGACAAGCACCGCUCCAGGAAGAGCUCAGGGACUCCCACCAUGAACGGAGGAAAAGCUGUCAAUCACGACUCGACAUAGCAGCGGGGGAGGGUCUUCUGGCAGGGGGAGUGACCUCAUCCUAACUCAGGGGGAGAGGCCAUAGGAAAGCCCCCCAAAAAGAAUACGCACCACCAUCCCUGCUGCAGAAAAAAAGAAAACAGGGUGUUGCAACGACGAGGAGCUAUUAGUGUACACCCAAGACAACAAAAACGGAACUGAACUCUUGCCUGUGAAAACCUUUUAGAUGAAUUAAUAUCAAACCAGAGGAUUUAAAAAAUGUUUUCAAUCAGGACUUGACCCUAACCCUAACCUUUUAUGCAAAAAAAAAGAGAAAAAGCUGUGAUUAACAAGGAAUGGUGGUCUCUCGUCACACAAAUAUAUAUCAUUUCUAAAUUGUGCUGUGAAAAACAAGCUUUAAUACAUGUUAAUUUUAAUUUAUUGGUUUCUUUUCUAAAUGCUGUUGCAUAUACUUAACUGUGUUAUUGUUGUCAGUAAUAACUAUACCAUCCGCAUCAUUAACAAUCUGUUGUAUCUUAUCAUUCUAAUUACUAUCAUCGUUAUCCUAGCUUUAUUUUCAUUUUUUAAAGAAAGUGUCGCUGUUUUUUUUUUAAUAAGUAAUUUCUUUCUCUCAUCGUUUGACCAUGAAUGCACUAACUGCUCUUAUGUGAGGGUGAGACUGAAUGUAUUUGAUAGUUUUCUGCGUUGGACUCCAAUGGAAACAGAGUGCUUUGGGUGGGAUGUAAUUUACUCAGGUGUGUACUGGAAGUGUGACUAAUAGAUACAGAUAGGGUUGUUUCAAGUACUCCAAAAUGAGUACAGAGUACUCCCCUAUAUUGUUUGCAUAUGGCGGGACAAGACUGACUCAAGCAAUGUGAUAGAGAGCAGUCGAGCAUGUCUUUAGAUCAUAGUCAAAACAAA
This is a messenger RNA of Pungitius pungitius (ninespine stickleback), 1845 nucleotides long. It is a transcript of the gene fgf12a, whose product is annotated as fibroblast growth factor 12a. Gene Ontology annotation, cellular component: nucleus; cytoplasm. The transcript is spliced from 6 exons. The coding region runs from base 193 to 966 and encodes 257 amino acids. The record is from RefSeq and is a predicted model, not a curated record. Gene Ontology annotation, biological process: regulation of voltage-gated sodium channel activity. NCBI's taxonomy places the organism in Eukaryota, Metazoa, Chordata, Actinopteri, Perciformes, Gasterosteidae. Gene Ontology annotation, molecular function: sodium channel regulator activity; growth factor activity.